GACGCGAACCCAGGAUCAACGUUCCCGUGCCGUCGCAACACGGGGGUAUAUAAGUGACGGUGUAGGAGUCACCGUAACAGCCAGUAGCCAAGAGGGGAGGAUUCACUACCAGCCAAAAUGUUGAGAGUCCCACUUUUGGUUCUCUGCCUAGCUCUCAGCGUGGGUGCAGACUAUUACGGCUACGGCUGGGGUCGCAAUGGAGGAGGUGGAGGAGGAGGUGGUGGUGGUGGAUCCGGUAGCGCCAGUGCCUCCGCUUCCGCCUCUGCAAGUGCUCGGGCAAACAGUAUCAAUAACCUCGCUGGACGGCUGUCAUCUCUAGUUGAUGCCAGUGCAAGUGCUCGUGCCAGCGCCAAUGCUAAUGCAAGAGGCUUUGGUGGUUCUGGAGGUUCUGGAGGUGGUGGAUCAGGAGGAAACGGUGGAUCUGGAGGAAGUGGGUUCGGAGGUGCCAGUGCAAGCGCAAGCGCCCAAGCGCUUGCAUCAGCCACUGCCGAACUUCAGUCGGCUCAGGAUGCUUACGAUCAAGCCAGUGCUUAUGCUGAGGCCACAGCUCAGGCUGCUGCAAAUGGAGGAAGCCUUGAUUCCAGCGCCCUUGCUACUGCCAUUGCCAGUGCCGAAGCUUCUGUUUCUGCUCGUGGAGGUUCCAUCAUUGCCAGGGCACGUGCACGAGCAGAGGCCUCCGUUAGAGCAGCUCGAAGGUCUUUCGCAAAUGCUCGAGCCAGUGCUGAAGCAUCUGUCUCAGCGGUGCGUUCAUCUGAGGGAAGAGCAAGAUCUUUCGCUUCAGCUGUUGCAAGGGCACGUGCUUCUGCAAGAGCAGCCAUUGCGGGAGUAAGAUCAUCUGGACGUGCUGUUGCUUCUGCUACAGCUAGAGCAAGGGCUUCAGUCUCAGCAGCCGGAAGAGCAGUUGCAAGCGCUCGCGCUCAGGCUGUCGCCCGUGCUCGUGCCAGUGCCCGUGCUUCAGCUUCUGCAAGUGCAAGAGCCUCAGCUUCCGCCGCAGCUAGCGCGCGUGCUUCAGCCUAUGCUCGUGUACAGGUAGCUGCUGCAGCUGCUGCUAGGGCUGCUGCCUCUGCUGCUGCGAGCGCGAGCGCCAGUUCAAGCGCCAGUGGAUCCAGUUUCGGCUCUGGUGGUGCUGGUGGGUCUGGUAAUGGUGGAUUCGGUAGUUUUGGGGCCUCAGCUAAUGCUGUUGCCAAUGCUUUCGCACAAGCUUUCGGAAGUUCAAGCGGCGGUGGUUCAGGAGGUGGCGGAAGUGGAAAUGGAAAUGGAGGAAGCGGAAAUGGUGGCAGUGGAGGAAGUGGAAAUGGUGGCAGUGGCGGCAGUGGAGGAAGAGGAGGAAGAUACUACUACGGUUCCAGUGAUUACUAUUAUUAACUCUCAUCUGUGCGUCACCUGUCCUCACUUUACUCAAAUAAAUUCUUGAAUUUGUA
Messenger RNA from Haliotis rubra (blacklip abalone), 1421 nucleotides. Its product is annotated as glycine, alanine and asparagine-rich protein-like. Bases 118 to 1365 code for a protein of 415 amino acids. NCBI's taxonomy places the organism in Eukaryota, Metazoa, Mollusca, Gastropoda, Lepetellida, Haliotidae. The record is from RefSeq and is a predicted model, not a curated record. The transcript has 3 exons.